Lachancea mirantina is the source of this 1485-nucleotide messenger RNA. The record is from the annotation of a GenBank genome assembly. NCBI's taxonomy places the organism in Eukaryota, Fungi, Ascomycota, Saccharomycetes, Saccharomycetales, Saccharomycetaceae.
AUGGAAACGAUGGGUUCUAAAGACAAGAAUAGCAUCGUAAACGCCAAUGAAGUUAAACCUUCGACAACGAGCGUAUCAGCUCUACCGGUGGAAAUCGUUAAUCUGAUACUUGAACAGCUAGAAAAAGACAACAGAGGUGAAAUAACAGAUAUUUACAACUGGCUCUUAGCCCUUGGAGAUUCGAAUCCAGGUGCCUCCCGACGUAUUCGAGAACAAGUAGCUAUUUGGAAAUUAGGUAAAUCCGAAAGCCAGAUCCUGAACAUUUUGGAAAUUGAGAAUGGAACUAAUUGCCUUGAACAAGGUGUUACUGACGUACCACUUCGUUGUUCUCAGUUGGCAGUUUUUAUCGACAAUGAGUGGCUCAAUUCGGACGUUGUUGAGGAAAUGUUAAUUGUGCCACCUAAUAUAAAGGUGAACUUAAUAUACAUGUGCAGUCCACACAGAAAAUCCCUCCAAUGGCUUCAUGGUAGACUGAAUGCCAAGAUUAAAAACUGGCCAUGUUUGUCAGUUUUAGUCCAAGAAUUUCCGAUAAAUGCCGUCUACGCCCCUGCGGAAUUUGAGUUACUUACCCAUCGGUACUUUGAGCAGCAACUUUUUGAAAAUCUCGUUUUCUUCAACGUCGAAAAGCUUGUGUUGCAAGAGGAUUCUUUGAGGAACUUUUUAGAAACUUGCGGUAGUGAAAAGGGAAGUGGAAAUAAAUUCGUUAGUUCGACACAAAUGAGUGCUAAUUUACGUUCCUACUUGAAUAUGCGUAUAUCCUUGCCUCAUUUGAUAAAAUUGGAAUUUCAAGACAAAAACAAGAAAGAGUCAUUAAAUUACAUUGACCUUAAUAGCAUAGUGCGUACAAAAAUUGGCACCAAUGCCUUCACGUUGACUGAUUAUUUCAAAGUUCACUCAUUCAGUACUUGGCAUAUGCCCUCUAUUUUGCGUUUUUCGGGGCAUCAGUUUAUAUAUGACCAGCAAGAAACUGGAAUCCCAGAGUGGAGAGCGCUAAUAAUCAAAUCGGGCAACGGUGCUUUGUCCCAUAUGAACGUAUCGCUAUUUCCUAAAGGCGUCAAGGAAUCCAAAAUGAUUGGAUGGCUCCCAAUUGAUGAGCUUUUAGAAAAAGGUAGAAAUAGCUAUAGCCCUUUGAUAUGUUUGCGAAGCCCUUCCAUAGAAACAUUGCAUUUAGGACUUUCCAUGUGGAAGAAGGCAGGCAACAUCAAACUGAGUGGACUUUACUUACCAAAUUUAAAGCGAUUGACAGUGAGUGGUUCUGGCGCAUGGCCCGAUUAUCAAGCCAAAAGUGGCAUUGAUGAAUUAUUUUUGGUCACUUUCUCGUCUUGGAACGAUCUAUCUAAGUGCAAUUCUCUCAAGUGCUGCCGCCUAAUGAGGACAUCAACUGUCCUGAGCAUCCAAAAUUUAAAGGAAGAGCUUCCAGCUUUGGAAACAUCGAAGUUCAGAGCUUAUGUCGAUGAUCGACAAGAGUAUAUUCCAGUCGACUGA